This is a messenger RNA of Galeopterus variegatus (Sunda flying lemur), 3512 nucleotides long. RefSeq names its product selenoprotein N, 1 (gene SELENON). Gene Ontology annotation, biological process: skeletal muscle fiber development; calcium ion homeostasis. Lineage: Eukaryota; Metazoa; Chordata; Mammalia; Dermoptera; Cynocephalidae. The transcript is spliced from 12 exons. The record is from RefSeq and is a predicted model, not a curated record. Gene Ontology annotation, cellular component: endoplasmic reticulum membrane.
UGAAGGCCCUGGGGACAGAAGGCCUCUUUCUCUUUUCCUCCUUGGACACUGACCGGGAUAUGUACAUCAGCCCUGAGGAGUUCAAACCUAUUGCUGAGAAGCUGACAGGGUCAACUCCUGCGGCCAGCUAUGAGGAAGAGCUACCCCCCGACCCCAGCGAGGAGACGCUCACCAUAGAAGCCAGAUUCCAGCCUCUGCUCCCAGAGACCAUGACCAAGAGCAAAGACGGGUUCCUAGGAGUCUCCCGCCUUACCUUGUCUGGCCUCCGCAACUGGACAGCUGCAGCCUCCCCACGUGCAGUGUUUGCCGCCCGCCACUUCCAGCCCUUCCUUCCUCCUCAAGGCCAGGAGCUGGGCGAGCCCUGGUGGAUCAUCCCUAGUGAGCUGAGCGUCUUCACCGGCUAUUUGUCCAACAACCGCUUCUACCCACCGCCACCCAAGGGCAAGGAGGUCAUCAUCCACCGGCUCCUGAGCAUGUUCCACCCUCGGCCUUUCGUAAAGACCCGCUUUGCCCCUCAGGGGGCUGUGGCCUGCCUGACCGCCAUCAGCGACUUCUACUACACGGUGAUGUUCCGGAUCCACGCCGAGUUCCAGCUCAGCGAGCCCCCCGACUUCCCCUUUUGGUUCUGCCCUGGCCAGUUCACCGGCCACAUCAUCCUCUCCAAAGACGCCACCCACAUCCGCGACUUCCGGCUCUUUGUCCCCAACCACAGGUCUCUGAACGUGGACAUGGAGUGGCUGUAUGGGGCCAGUGAGAGCAGCAACAUGGAGGUGGACAUCGGCUACAUACCCCAGAUGGAGCUGGAAGCCACGGGCCCCUCAGUGCCCUCCGUGAUCCUGGACGAGGACGGCAACAUGAUCGACAGCCGCCUGCCUUCGGGGGAGCCCCUCCAGUUUGUGUUCGAGGAGAUCAAGUGGCAGCAGGAGCUGAGCUGGGAGGAGGCGGCUCGGCACCUGGAGGUAGCCAUGUACCCCUUCAAGAAGGUCACCUACCUACCAUUCACUGAGGCCUUCGAGCGAGCCAAGGCUGAGAACAAGCUGGUGCACUCGAUCCUGCUGUGGGGGGCCCUGGACGACCAGUCCUGCUGAGGUUCAGGGCGAACUCUCCGGGAGACUGUCCUGGAAAGUUCGCCCAUUCUCACUCUCCUCAACGAGAGCUUCAUCAGCACCUGGUCCCUGGUAAAGGAGCUGGAGGACCUGCAGAACAACCAGGAGAACCUAUCCCACAAGAAGCUGGCUGGCCUGCACCUAGAGAAGUACAGCUUCCCUGUGGAGAUGAUGAUCUGCCUGCCCAAUGGCACCGUGGUCCACCACAUCAAUGCCAACUACUUCCUGGACAUCACCUCCAUGAAGCCCGAGGAUGUCGAGAACAACAUCUUCAGCUUCUCGUCCACGUUUGAAGACCCAUCCACAGCCACCUACAUGCAGUUCCUGAAGGAGGGACUCCGGCGUGGGCUGCCCCUCCUCCAGCCCUAGUGUGCCCAGGCCUCUCACGCCCCAGAGCCGGAGAGGUCCUCGGCCCAUCUCAGACUGCAGACUUCAGACACUCCCCACCCCACCCCACUCCAGCCUGCCUUGCAGGGUCCAAGGUCAACUGAAGAUGGCCACCCUAGCUUUGCCUCAGUGAUGGUGGGUAGACGAGGGGGUGCCUUGGGCUGCCUGGGUGGAUGAACCUCUAGCUCCAUCUGCCACCAUCAGCCCUUCCCUGCCCACCUGGCUCCAGAAGCUGCUUGGGACCCCCCAGAACAGGGCCUAGGGUGAUCUGCCUGGACCUCAACCCACCCAGUCACACAGUCCAGGCCCUUGUGGGGUAAAGAAUAGGGAGAAGAGGGCCAGGAAGACGAGGCCACCCCCCUCCUUGCUUUCACCCCCUUCCUGAAGGAAACAUUAAGGAGUCCCCACCCUGGGGGCCAGGCUGCCAAGGCAGCACUCCUGUCCAUCUGGAGCCUUCUUUCUGGCCAUACCCCAGGCUGCCCUCCUGUACCUGUUGUCCCCAGCUGGACAGUCUCAGCUGGAGACAGCCUUCGGGAGCCUCUGGGCAGAACCCUCCUUCAGAAGUGGAAAUCAUACUGUACUCUCUGCUGCCCCCCAAACCCCAGUUCCUCAGACCACUCAACUGACCUAAGGAUAAGUCCCUGGAACCUGUCUCAGGACUUGCUGGGGGCCGGCUGUCUGGGGCUUCUAUCUUUAGCAAGGGGGUCCCUGAGGUCCGGGGCCAAGGCACGUCCACUGCCUAGCCCAGCACAGGGAGCCAGUGACCCUAUAACACCACCUGCCCUUCAGACCUCGACUCCAUAGUAUAGCCUGGCCAAAGAACACAGCCUCCACCAGAGCUGGCACUGUUCUGCCACCCUGGGUACCCCAGACCACCUCAUCCACCACUGGGUGGCCACUGACUCUCCUUGGCCUCUCUAGGGGCUUUGGUCCAUGUCCUGAGCCACUGACUAUGGCCAGUCUCUUUUUUUAUACAUUCAGAAAAGUGUUUUUAUGUGAACUUUCUCAUGGUUUGUAGGUAUUUUUUUAUAACCCCAGUGCUGAGGAGAAAGAAAGAGACAGUGGCUUCCCCCAGCAGCAGCCCCAUGACGGCUGGAUCUGAAAUCCUACAAGGGUCCAGCUUGAUGUCUUUGCAGUUGCACGUAUGGGAAGCAACACUCCUCUCUUCCUUCCCCUCUUCCAGCUUUUUAAGAACCGUCCUCAGAACAUCCAUCCUGUCCCCCACUCGGCCCAUAAGGCGCCCUCAGACUUUCUUUCAUCAAGGCCUAGAAGUAGGCCUGUCCCCACCCCACCCCUGCCCUCAAUUCUCUCCCUUGUGCCCUCGCCUCACCAGGGGUUGCCUCUUCAACCUGGCAGAGGAAGGAGGCAUUUCCUCGCACACACUCCCAGGCCCCAUCGCUGAGCUCUGCCUUCCUCAUGAGCCAGUCUCAUUCCCAGAUGAAGAAACUUGAGUCUCAGGGAAGGGGAGUGACUUGCCUAGGAUCACUGGAGUGGUAGAGUUGGGAUGCAAACCCACAUGUGACUGCAGAGCCUGCGUCUUGAUCUGGGGUGUUUUGUUUAGCACUGCACUCCUGUCUCUCUCCCCUGCCUGUCUUCCCCGAGGUGGAAAUGAAAGCCUUUCAGAGCAGAAUGUCUCAUUCCCCUCUGAACUCCAGACCAGAUGUGGCAUGAGCCAGUGAGCUCAGCCAGGUUCUCUGUGUCUCUCUGGGAGGCAGUGCUUCUGUGCCCCUUACAGGGAGGGAGGGCACCUGAGCCUAUCUCAGUGCUGCCACCAUCUUGUCAGGUGUGGGUAGCCUUGCCCAUCCCCUGGGCCUCCCCACCCCAGAAGUUUCUUCCUUUCUACUGCUCUGAGAGGGCCAAUUCCAUAUCGAGCAAUCCUGGCCCCAGGUAAGGGGCUGAUUGCUUGGGCUUUCUGAAUAUCUGAUGCCUCUGCCUGACCUCCCAGCUGCCCUCUUGUUACCCCUCUGCCACUUCCCUCCCCUGUCCCCAACAUGUCCUAUAAUAAAAUGAGAGAGACUA